AUGCCUUGUUGGCCUCUUGCUAAAAACAAACCUUUGCAACGUAAAUUAGUGGUGUUAGGUGAUGGUGCUUGUGGCAAGACGUCUUUAUUAAAUGUAUUCACAAGAGGUUAUUUUCCACAGGUUUAUGAACCAACGGUGUUUGAAAAUUAUGUGUAUGACAUAUGGAUUGAUAACCAACAAAUUGAAUUAUCGUUAUGGGAUACAGCAGGUCAAGAAGAAUUUGAUCGUCUUCGAACUCUAUCAUAUGCAGAUACACAUGUAGUAAUGAUGUGUUUUUCAGUUGAUAAUCGAGAUUCUUUAGAUAAUAUUGAUUCAAAAUGGAUGCAAGAAAUACUUGAACAUUGUGAGGGCGUAAAAAUUGUUUUAGUUGCUUUGAAAUGUGAUUUACGAGAAGAUAAGCAAGUUAUACGUAAUAUGCAGAGAUAUGGUGAAAAACCUGUCACAUAUGAAGAAGGUUUAACAGUAGCUCGAAAUAUCCAAGCUGCUAGAUAUUUAGAGUGUUCAGCGAAACAUAACAGAGGUGUACGGGAAGCAUUUGAACAAUCUGCUCGUGUGAGCAUUCAUGCCAAACCUAAAGGUAUACAGAACCAUGUUGAUGAAAAAACAUGUGUAGUAACUUAA
Entrophospora candida is the source of this 621-nucleotide messenger RNA. The record is from the annotation of a GenBank genome assembly. Lineage: Eukaryota; Fungi; Glomeromycota; Glomeromycetes; Entrophosporales; Entrophosporaceae.